UUUCGUCGUCAUUUCCGCAAAACCGUUUAAGGUUCAGGAUAUCACUGUUUAUCGCAUCUUUCUGGAGAAUUUGGUCGAUAUCAUGAAGUUCCUGGAGUACACUAAUCUGGACAGAUUGAAUGUUUUUCUGGGUCAUCUAAAUCUCGGGGAAAGGACUAUCAAAGGUUGCUUGGAAGCUUAUUCUUGUAAACAUGCGGGAACUGAUAAGAGAUUGUCUCUUAGUUUGGAGAAUGAGAUGCUCGAUUAUCUUGGGAAAUCUUCUGACACUGACUCUUCUUCACCCGUUGAUCUUUUGUUAAGCAGAUCAAGUCGAAAGGCUUUGAUCUACUUGGUUCUUACACUCUAUCAGAUGUAUCCGGACUACGAUUUCAGCGCUGUGAAAGCACAUCAGUUUUUCUCGGAAGAAAGCUGGGACACGUUUACGCAGAUGUUUAACAACUAUAUGUUUGAAGCUUCAAAGGAAUGGACUGAGAGGAAUGAGGAUGGUUACUUACUUGACGUAAUCUACGAGGCUCUUGAUGAGGUCGUUAAACUAGCUGAAUGUGAGAUAUAUGUGUACAACCCGAAUCCUAAUGCUGAUCCUUUCCUCGAGGAAGGAGCAAUAUGGUCUUUCUGUUUCUUAUUCUACAACCGAAAACUGAAGCGUGUUGCGGGUUUUCGUUUCUGCUGCAUAAGUAACCUGGCAAAUGAUGCAUUUCUGGCCGACACUCCUCCGUAUGGUGAAGAUGAAGAGAUCUUUGACGACAUGGAUAUGUGAUCUCUGUAUCUUUAUGCAGAGUUUCCAGUCUGUAGAAAAUCUGUAUAUCAUCGAUGUUAGAUGUUAUGCUCUUUAGUCUCUAGGCUUUGUGAAUCCAUGUCCAAGGUUAAGCUCUUCGCUUUCUUUUAUCUGUGUAAUUACCCUAACUAUACUCUUUACCCUGUCAUGUGCAAAUAAGCUUAUCAAACUUUGCUGUAAA
Messenger RNA from Eutrema salsugineum, 956 nucleotides. Its product is annotated as repressor of RNA polymerase III transcription MAF1 homolog. Gene Ontology annotation, biological process: negative regulation of transcription by RNA polymerase III. Gene Ontology annotation, cellular component: nucleus. The coding region runs from base 83 to 757 and encodes 224 amino acids. The record is from RefSeq and is a predicted model, not a curated record. Gene Ontology annotation, molecular function: RNA polymerase III core binding. The transcript is spliced from 11 exons. Lineage: Eukaryota; Viridiplantae; Streptophyta; Magnoliopsida; Brassicales; Brassicaceae.